Molecule: messenger RNA, 2057 nt
Organism: Python bivittatus (Burmese python)
Lineage: Eukaryota; Metazoa; Chordata; Lepidosauria; Squamata; Pythonidae
Source: RefSeq, a predicted model, not a curated record
UUUUGGGGCAGAGACCGCAGUCUUGGUUUCUUUCUCGUUGGAGUCUUCGCAUUCCCCAUUUGGAAUCUCGUGUUGCGGCUCCAGGGGAGGCACAAGCACAGAAAAAUCCUCCACGUCUUCUCCUGUUCUGCUGCUAGAAAGAGUUGGCUGAGGUCACGUGGAAAGGGCCGGCUGGGAAGCCACAUGAUCUGAGUGGCCCGGAGAUUGGGAGUCGUCGCAAUGGGUACCACGCUGGACAUCAAGAUCAAACGAGCUAAUAAGGUGUAUCAUUGCGGGGAAGUUCUCACUGGAGUGGUGGUCAUAACAAGUAAAGAUUCGAUCCAGCAUCAGGGAAUCUCAUUAACAAUGGAAGGAUCUGUAAACCUGCAGCUCAGUGCCAAAAGCGUUGGUGUGUUUGAAGCAUUCUACAAUUCUGUUAAGCCUAUCCAACUGAUUAAUAAUACGGUAGAAAUGGUAAAAUCUGGAAAACUGCCUAGUGGUAAAACAGAAAUUCCUUUUGAGUUUCCACUGCAAGUAAAAGGAAGCAAAAUUCUUUAUGAAACUUACCAUGGAGUUUUUGUCAAUAUCCAGUUUUGGAUGGAAAAACAUGAAAAAUCCUAUACUCUUCGAUGUGAUAUGCGGCGCUCUCUCCUGGCCAAGGAUUUGACAAAAUCUUGUGAAUUUAUUGUCCAUUCACCACCUCAGAAAGGUAAGCCAACUCCAAGCCCGGUGGACUUUACUAUUACUCCUGAAACACUACAGAAUGUGAAAGAGAGAGCAUUGCUUCCAAAAUUUCUCAUAAGAGGCCAUCUCAGCUCAACAAACUGUGUCAUAACACAGCCUCUAACAGGGGAGCUGAUAGUGGUGAACUCAGAUGCUGCUGUUAAAAGCAUUGAACUCCAGCUGGUACGAGUGGAAACUUGUGGCUGUGCUGAAGGUUAUGCUAGAGAUGCCACUGAGAUUCAGAACAUUCAGAUUGCUGAUGGUGAUGUCUGCAGAAAUCUUCCUAUUCCAAUCUAUAUGGUCUUUCCAAGGCUGUUUACAUGUCCUACACUGGAAACUACAAACUUCAAAGUCGAAUUUGAAGUUAACAUUGUUGUCCUCUUGCAUGAUGAUCACCUCAUCACAGAGAACUUUCCACUGAAACUCUGCAGAAUGUGAUUAUGAUUGCUUUACAACUACCACUCAAACCAGAUGCAUCCCAUUUGUUGGGCAUCCAACAAACUGGCACUGCAGGAACUAAGCAACAUAACCCUAUUAGUGUGACAAUUCAGUAUUUUGAAUGAUGGACCAGAAUGUUAACUUACAACAUUCUUAAUGUUAUGACACAAUCAGUGUUCAAUAAGAACUAAGUCAUAUUCAUCUGUAAUGUCACUGCGCUGCAAGCAUUAAUCUAAGUUGAAAUGGGAACUACAUGGCCUACACUUCUUUUUUUAUUCGUUUAUAAAAAUUCUGUGAGUAAAAAAUUCAGGCAUUGAGAGGAAGAGUUGCAUAUAGCAAUUUGGUGUUUUGAACAAAAUUAUUUUGCAUAUAUGUCUUAGCCUACCAUGCUAAGCAAAUGAAUGAGAUAUGAAUGAGAUGAUGGGAAGUGCACUUAUCAAAACAUUUGACUAACAUACUAAAAAAGCAACUAAACUUUUCAAAACAAGUGGAAUUUAGACAUUCCUGUUUCCUCUGCUAGCAUCUAAAGAAACACUUUUUUGUAUCAGUUUCCUUUGGGGAAUAGCUUAGUUAGUAAAAACGUGUGUGUCUGACCUUAAUAACCAGUUGGAGGAUUAGUCAUAAGGAGCUGAGAUGGUUCGGUUCUGGCAUCUUCUCACCAAAUUGGUGGUACAAUGACAUGAAAAUAGUUUGGGGCAACACAGAGGGAAGAGUGAUGGGUACAGAAGAUAGAAUUAUUGCACUUUGCUAUCUUUGGAAGGUGUUGGACUAUAUAUGUUGAAUACAAUUCAUUUUUGAUGUUGCAUCAGCUUGGCAAUACUGUAGAAAGUAAACUUUCCCUUUACUUAACUCCUCAUAUAUCUGAUUAUUAAUGGUGUGAAUAAAUCAUUCAUACAUUUUAAAUCUUGUUCACCCAA